Messenger RNA from Etheostoma spectabile (orangethroat darter), 1706 nucleotides. RefSeq names its product ribonucleotide reductase M2 b (gene rrm2b). Gene Ontology annotation, biological process: deoxyribonucleotide biosynthetic process. The transcript has 9 exons. Gene Ontology annotation, cellular component: cytosol. NCBI's taxonomy places the organism in Eukaryota, Metazoa, Chordata, Actinopteri, Perciformes, Percidae. The coding region runs from base 206 to 1264 and encodes 352 amino acids. Gene Ontology annotation, molecular function: ribonucleoside-diphosphate reductase activity, thioredoxin disulfide as acceptor. The record is from RefSeq and is a predicted model, not a curated record.
GAUAAUGUGGUUUUGUUACAGCACGUGUAUGAGCAGUAGAGGCGCCAUAGUCCUUCUGUAUGGGUGCUGUUUAAAGGGUUUAAAUAACAAAGCUACAGCUGCAUCCACACACAAGGUUAUGCGACGCGUCACGCAGUACUAGCCAGAAGAACCAAAUUCAGAACUUCGAAUGACACCGACGGUGAAAUAAUUGGCUUCUCGGAAAAUGGAUCUCAUGAAUAUAAAUCGGCAAUCUGAUAAAGAAUCGAAUGGCUUCAAAGAUAAAGACCCAGACUGCCGAAAUGGUUCAGAGAAAGAGGAAGAACCUUUGCUCCGAGAAAACCCCAGACGGUUUGUCAUCUUCCCCAUCCAGUACCCCGACAUCUGGAAGAUGUACAAGCAGGCACAGGCCUCUUUCUGGACCGUGGAGGAGGUUGAUCUAACCAAAGACUUGCCACACUGGGACCGUUUGAAACCUGAGGAGAAACACUUCAUCUCCCAUGUGCUCGCCUUCUUCGCUGCAAGUGAUGGUAUCGUCAAUGAAAACCUGGUGCAGAGGUUUUGCCAGGAGGUGCAGGUCCCUGAAGCACGCUCCUUCUACAGCUUCCAGAUCCUUAUAGAGACUGUUCACUCAGAGAUGUACAGCAUGCUCAUCAACACUUACAUCAGGGACCUGAAGGAGAGGGACAACUUAUUUAACGCCACUCAGACCAUGCCUUGUGUGAGACGAAAAGCAGACUGGGCCCUCCAGUGGAUAAAUGACAGCAAAUCUACAUUUGGAGAGCGAAUUGUGGCUUUUGCAGCAGUGGAGGGCAUCUUCUUCUCUGGUUCAUUCGCUGCCAUCUAUUGGCUCAAGAAGAGAGGACUCAUGCCUGGCCUCACCUACUCCAACGAGCUGAUUAGCAGGGAUGAGGGCCUGCAUUGUAACUUUGCCUGCCUGCUGUACAGCUACCUGGUGAAGAAACCAUCAGAGGACAGAGUAAAGGACAUCAUCACCAAAGCUGUUAGCAUUGAGCAGGAGUUUUUAACAGAGGCCUUGCCAGUGGAUCUCAUUGGAAUCAACUGUUGUCUUAUGAAGCAGUACAUUGAGUAUGUGGCCAACCGGCUUCUCGCUGACCUCGGACUGGCCAAGGUCUACCAAGCUGAAAAUCCAUUUGACUUCAUGGAGUCCAUUUCAUUAGAAGGGAAAACCAACUUCUUUGAGAAACGAGUAGGGGAGUAUCAGAGAUUUGGAGUUAUGUCAAGCAUGACGGACUGUGAAUUCACUCUGGAUGCGGACUUCUGAAAUGGAGAUGACAUUCUGUAACAUACUUGUUAAAUGUGAGAUAUUUAUUUAUUUAUUUUGUUUAAGCAGUUAAUGACAAAAGACAGCCUCAAGUCUUGUUACAACAAAGUGUUACAAAGGAUGAAUGUAUGGCUGACAGGUUAAAGCUGCAGUCUUCCAGCAAACAUGUACAACGUUUUGGCAAUAGGGACUGUCAGACUGAAAAUUACACCUGGAGUUAAUUUGUUGUUAUGUUGACAAGGCAAGCAUAUGACCUAAGUUUUGACUAAACAUAAAUAUUUGAUUGAGGCGAAUGAUAGGAUUGAUUGAUAUGUUCCUCAUUGGGCAUCUGAAGAUGGUUAAUAUCUUGAAUAUAUUUUAUUGAGUCUGCAGUUCUGGCAGCUGGCUUCUAUGGUUGAUUGUUUUAAUAUUUUGUACAAUAAAAUGUUUUUUUAAAUGAAAA